Messenger RNA from Melitaea cinxia (Glanville fritillary), 1291 nucleotides. RefSeq lists its product as uncharacterized. The transcript has 4 exons. The coding region runs from base 151 to 1053 and encodes 300 amino acids. The record is from RefSeq and is a predicted model, not a curated record. NCBI's taxonomy places the organism in Eukaryota, Metazoa, Arthropoda, Insecta, Lepidoptera, Nymphalidae.
CCGCGGUGGGGGGCGCCGCGCCCCGCUUUGCACUUAUCCCUACAACAGUACGAGGAUUUGGUUGCCAAAGCCGAGGCGAUAUUGAGCCGUCUCGUCGUCGCAGAAAACUAUGACUCCGUUAACAACUUUAUCACUCUCUACGAUUCUUACAUGGCAGCGUCUGAUGAAACAUUGAAUGAGUUCUUCCCGAAAUACAAUCCGCCGAUUCGCGCCCACAAGCACACCUGUGUGGGCCUGGGUAUGGAAGUCAUAAAGCGCUUGAAGGUGUUGGAAAAAGAUUUCCCUGGAAUCACGAAGUCUUUGAUGUUGGUAUCGUGCGAUGAGAAUAUUGAGGAUCUUACGGAUUACACGACAUCUUUCCCCGGACCUCAAGGCUUUUUGAUCGAAACUGAGAAGGAUCACGUGCUGGUAGCUAUUCACGUGAGGGUCGCGGGUAGACCUGGUAUAUUCUUAUCUGAUCUUGGAUACCAUAUCUCCCGUGUCGUGACCGUAAUGGCGGAUCGUUGCUAUCCACACACAGGUUGGUUCACUCAGUCUGACGAGCCACACUGCCGCAAAGAGUACAACUAUCAGUUCAACAUCCACAACCCCAACUAUGUGGAGUGGCAUGAGAGGGAGACUCGUGGAGACAAAGUUAAGGAACGUUUGUCCCUUGUGUAUGUCGCCAAGGCAUACUUGAGUGCAGUUGCUGUUACUGAGAAAAGAAAUUUAGUAUGGGAUUUAAGGAGUCUCUUGGCCCGUGACCCUAAAGGACACUUGACAGCCGGUAUCUACUUCCCAAUUAAGAAGAAAGACCAACAGUUUACCAUGUUUUUCGAUUGCCACAACGGCAAACAGAGAAAGAAAUUGAAAUUCGAAUCGUUUUUGGAAUUGCAGAAGAUACCGGAUGAGCUUGUCGAUGACGUGGAGCAGUGUAAUGACCAACUACGUCUUAAAGACGGUGAACUGUUGUCCAUUUUGAAACGAUUAGCUACUAUCAUGACCGAUGAAGAAUAUAUGACGGAAUUACUUGAAAUUAACGAUAAAAUCGUUCAACUUUCUGCUGCUGCCUGAAAAUCACAGAAUAAGGCCAAAUCGAGUGACCAAGUGCCUUCUAGUACGAACGUCAAUUCAAAUGAUAUUGUGCCUUCCAGUUCUAACCUCAAUACAAUUGAUGCCUUGUAGUUGUUAUGGAGUCAUUUAAUUCAUCACGGGGUUGUAGUACGUAGUUUUGUAGUGUUGUAGUCGCACUGUAGUGUCAUCUUUGGGCUAGACGAAUCGGCUCAUGGGCAAAUAAAAUUUAAAAAAUGUU